AUGUCUGGACGUGGAAAAGGCGGCAAAGGCCUCGGCAAAGGCGGCGCAAAGCGUCACCGUAAGAUUCUCCGCGACAACAUCCAGGGUAUCACCAAGCCCGCUAUUCGUCGUCUUGCGCGUCGUGGUGGUGUCAAGCGUAUUUCUGCUAUGAUCUACGAAGAAACCCGCGGCGUCCUCAAAUCAUUCCUUGAAUCCGUCAUCCGUGAUGCCGUCACCUACACUGAGCACGCUAAGAGGAAGACCGUGACUUCGUUGGAUGUGGUCUAUGCGCUUAAGCGACAAGGCCGUACUCUUUAUGGUUUCGGUGGUUAG
Molecule: messenger RNA, 312 nt
Organism: Talaromyces marneffei
Lineage: Eukaryota; Fungi; Ascomycota; Eurotiomycetes; Eurotiales; Trichocomaceae
Exons: 3
Coding region: 1-312 (103 amino acids)
Biological process (GO): nucleosome assembly
Cellular component (GO): nucleosome
Molecular function (GO): DNA binding; protein heterodimerization activity; structural constituent of chromatin
Source: RefSeq, a predicted model, not a curated record